Messenger RNA from Bombus pascuorum, 2545 nucleotides. Its product is annotated as transducin beta-like protein 3. Lineage: Eukaryota; Metazoa; Arthropoda; Insecta; Hymenoptera; Apidae. The transcript has 15 exons. Gene Ontology annotation, cellular component: nucleolus; 90S preribosome; small-subunit processome. Gene Ontology annotation, molecular function: protein binding; U3 snoRNA binding. The record is from RefSeq and is a predicted model, not a curated record. Gene Ontology annotation, biological process: endonucleolytic cleavage in 5'-ETS of tricistronic rRNA transcript (SSU-rRNA, 5.8S rRNA, LSU-rRNA); endonucleolytic cleavage to generate mature 5'-end of SSU-rRNA from (SSU-rRNA, 5.8S rRNA, LSU-rRNA). Bases 138 to 2528 code for a protein of 796 amino acids.
UUUAUAUUUUGUGGAAUAGUGCACGUGUUUACGACAUUGUGUGUUACCGAUUAACGCAAUUUAAAGACAAGAUAUGUAGAUAAAAUUUAGUACAUAUUUGAAAAACAUAAUUAAAUAUUCGUAGUAAUUUAUAAAAAAUGAGCAACGUUAUUCUAAAAGAAGCGUUCGAAGUUGAAUCCAAACAUGGUGCAUUUUAUACAGGAGGAAAUGUUCAAUGGAGUACAAAUGGGGAGUAUAUGUUCUGUCAAAAAUAUGGUACUGUUUCUAUAUUAUCAGUAAAGAGUGGUACAGUAAUAUCUUAUUUGGGAGAAAACUAUAGCAAUGAAGAGGAAGAUACAAUCAACACAUUUAUUGCAAGUAAUAAUGACUUAGACAUCAUCACACAUCACAAAAGUGGUCUUUUUAAAUUAUGGAACUGGAAAGAUAAUAAAUUAAUUAAACUAUGGAAAUCUAUUCAUAAGGGUCCUGUAGUUCGUAUUGCUCAUUUUAUUGAAAGAAAUUUGAUGGCUUCUGGAGGUAGUGAUGGUACGGUUAGAUUAUGGAAUUUACAACAUCAUACUUGUACUCAUAAUCUAAAAGGAGUUCAGGGAGUAAUAAGUAUUUUAGUUUUUCAUCCAAAUGUUGAAAAAGAGCUUAUCUUUGCUGCUGGUGAUGAUAUCAAAAUCCAUGGAUGGAAUAUUAAAACUGGUAAAGAAGAAAUUAUACUUUCUGGACAUUUCAGUAAAGUUACUUCUUUAUCUUUUCUCAAGGACGAGAAUUAUUUAGUUAGUUCAGGAAGAGAUAGAGUACUCAUUUUAUGGAAUCUUUCUUCUGGAUCAUCAAUACGAGUUUUACCAGUUUAUGAGGAAAUAGAAGAUACAUUUAUUAUACCUGAAAAUAUGUUACUACCAUUUUAUAACAAAGAUGAAAAUGCUAUACAUGUUGCUGCUGCAGGAGAAAAAGGAGUUGUAAAAAUUUGGGAGAUGAAAACUGGUAAAGAAGUAUAUGUGCAAAAAAAUUCUAUUGUAUCAGCUGCGAAGGAAACAGGAUCUCUAUCAAUUAUACAUUUACUUUAUAAUGAGAGUAGUAAUAACUUUGCUGUAGUUACGGUUGAUCAUAAUAUAAUUAUCCAUUCAUUAGAAACAUUUGAUUGUCUGAAACAGUUAGUAGGUUACAGUGAUGAAAUUUUAGAUGUUGUAUAUCUUGGACAUAAUGAGAGUCAUAUAGCUAUUGCCACUAAUAGUUGUGAUAUAAAACUGUACAAUAUUUCAACCAUGAAUUGUGAAUUGCUAUGUGGUCAUACAGAUAUUGUGUUAUCUCUUGCUACUACACUUGCUAAUGCCUAUUUACUUAUUUCUUCAGCAAAGGACAAUAGUGUUCGAGUAUGGCUUAUGGAUAAACAAACAACUAAAGUAUCUUGCAUUGCAUCUGCUACUAGACAUACUGCUCCCGUUGGUUCUGUAGCAAUUUCUCAAAUGUCUGCAAAAUUUUUUGCUUCUGUCAGUCAAGAUUCAUGUCUUAAAUUAUGGAACUUAUCAAAUAAUAUUAAUUUUAAAGACACAUGCUCUUUAAAUGUUGCUCAUACAACAUUGGCUCAUCAAAAAGAUAUUAAUAGCGUGAAUAUUUCACCAAAUGAUAAAUUAAUUGCUACUGGAUCACAAGAUAAAACAGCUAAGUUAUGGUCUGCAGAUGAUUUACAAUUACUUGGUGUAUUUCGUGGUCACCGUAGAGGAGUUUGGUGUGUUCGAUUUUCACCUAUAGAUCAGGUACUUUUGACGACAUCGGCAGAUUCUACAAUAAAACUUUGGUCGCUAACAGAACUUCAGUGUUUAAAAACUCUUGAAGGCCAUGAAUCAUCAGUAUUAAAAGCAGAAUUUUUAUCACGAGGAAUGCAAAUAAUUACUGCAAGUGGAGAUGGUCUUUUGAAGCUUUGGAAUAUUAAGACAUCCGAAUGUACAUGUACUUUAGAACAGCACGAGAGUCGCGUAUGGACACUCGCAGUUAGUAAAAAUGAGAAAACUAUUAUCAGUGGUGGAAGUGAUUCAUUGCUAGUUAUUUGGAAAGAUGUAACUGAAGAAAAUAAAAUAAAAGCUGCAAUGAAAUUAGAACAACUUGCAUUGGAAGAACAGAAACUAGCAAAUUUAUUAAAAGCAAAUAAAUUAACAUCUGCGUUAAACAUAGCUUUAAAGUUAGAACGUCCUUUCCAAGUUCUCAAAAUUGUAGAAACCAUUUUAAAGGAAAAUAAUUGCCACUUUGAAGAAACAAUUCGUGACUUAAAACCAAUUUAUAAAGAAGAGUUAUUGAAAUGUGCUGUUACAUGGAACGUCAAUAGUAAAAAUUGUCAAGUUGCUCAGGUAGUCAUAAACGCGUUAAUGAUGGAAAUGGAAAAUUUGGAAUUCCAAACAAAAUUAACUUCUACAUUGGAAUCUGUGAUACCAUAUACUGAACGUCAUUAUAUAAGAAUUACAAAAUUGUUACAAAAUCUGCAUAUACUUACUUAUACUCUCAAUCGUAUGAAACCACGUAUUACGUCUAUAAAUAUAAACUAAAUGUAUAACUAACAACU